AUGACUGCUCCUGUUUUGUUUAAGAACAUGUUUUCACUGGCUGGCAAGACUGCCGUCAUCACUGGAGGUUCCGGUGGUCUUGGUUUGUCUGUGUCCAAGUACCUUUUGCAAGCUGGUGCCUCUUUGGCUCUUAUUGAUAACAAUCUCCCCAAGUUAGAGCCUGCUGCUGCUGACCUCAGUAAAUGGUAUAACGAGCCUGUCAAUAAAGUCGAGUACGAACACAAACAAAUCAUUUCUUCAUGGGCCUGUGACAUUUCCGACGCUACUCAAGUCGAGAGCACCAUUCAAGCCAUUCGUGCCCACCAUGCCAAGCCCCUCGAUAUUCUCAUCAACGCUGCUGGAUACUGUGAGAAUAUCUCUGCUGUCGAGUACCCUGCUCUUAAUAUCAAGAGAAUUGUCGAUGUCAACCUUAAUGGAUCUCUUUUCAUGGCCAGAGAGUUUGCCAAGUCGCUUAUUGCCGACAACCACCCUGGUUCUAUCAUCUUGGUCGCAUCCAUGUCUGGAUCCAUCAUCAAUUAUCCUCAACCACAAACCCCAUACAACAUGACCAAAGCUGGUGUCAUCCACCUUGCCAAAUCGCUCGCUUCUGAAUGGGCUGCUCACAACAUCCGAGUCAACUCUCUGUCUCCCGGAUACAUUCUGACCCCCCUCACCAAAGCCAUCAUCGAUUCCGACGCCCGACUCAAAGCCGAAUGGGAGAGCAAAGUGCCUCUUGGUCGCAUGGCCGACCCCUCGGAGUUCGCUGGCCCCAUUAUUUACAUGUCCUCCGCCGCCUCUUCAUACAUGACCGGCCACGACCUGGUCGUUGACGGUGGUUACACCUUCUGGUAA
Sugiyamaella lignohabitans is the source of this 831-nucleotide messenger RNA. It is a transcript of the gene SPS19, whose product is annotated as Sps19p. The transcript has a single exon. Lineage: Eukaryota; Fungi; Ascomycota; Dipodascomycetes; Dipodascales; Trichomonascaceae. The record is from RefSeq and is a predicted model, not a curated record. The coding region runs from base 1 to 831 and encodes 276 amino acids. Gene Ontology annotation, molecular function: oxidoreductase activity, acting on the CH-OH group of donors, NAD or NADP as acceptor.